Molecule: messenger RNA, 320 nt
Organism: Staurois parvus
Lineage: Eukaryota; Metazoa; Chordata; Amphibia; Anura; Ranidae
Source: the annotation of a GenBank genome assembly
AUGUAUGUGAAAUGGUUUGAUACAGUAAUGUUUUACUAUGUGAUUUUAGUGUAUUUAGUGAAUGUCACUUUUUGUCAUUUUCAAAUUUCCCGCCAGUUCCAUCCCCGUACGUCCUGAAGUCGCAGGGAACAGAACCCAGAUGACAGAUGCCGGCAUCCGCCGGAGGACAUUACAGGGGACACUACAGGAGGGACAUCGCGGGAGCGCAGGACAAGGUAAGUGAAGUACAGAUCCCUGAGCAGUGCCGCAUGGUAAGCCCGAGUGUAGCUCGGGGUUACCACUUGUGCUACACAUGGGAAUACCACCAGGGAGGCUACGGU